Danaus chrysippus (African queen) is the source of this 285-nucleotide messenger RNA. The record is from the annotation of a GenBank genome assembly. Lineage: Eukaryota; Metazoa; Arthropoda; Insecta; Lepidoptera; Nymphalidae.
AUGAUAAACGUUUACUCAUUCGAAGAUCCUCAUAAAAUAUUACACACGGAUGGAAAACUUGGACAACAAGUUUUCACACUACAAAUGUCUAUAGUCAGUAAAACCGCGAAAAAAGUUGAACGAGCAACAAGUAUUCCACAGGUGUCUGAACCCCUCUUCCUCGAGCCCCCGCCCCCGCCACCCCCGCGCCGUCCCGUCACCCCCUCCCUCCCCCUCGUCACCAUUAAGCCUCCAAGUAAUCACACAAGACACCGAGUCGAGAUUGAUCUAUUUGAAAUUGUCUGA